AUGAGUUCACCAUGCGGCGAAUCUGAGCUACAUCCUGCUGAAGUUGUUGAUUAUGUGCUUCUUGAAUCUGGAGUUGGCUAUUGUACGUUUAGCUCAUUACCAACUCCAGAUUCAAGAAGCACAAAAUCAACAACUUCAGUAGCUCAGAUUCGCCGUAUGGUAGACUCACCAAUGAAAGUGCAAACAGCCGGAUUGGUGAAUCGGCAAAUCAAAUCCAACCCCAUGGCUCACUACCAUUUAUUGUCGAAGCAACUUUCGGGACAUCCUUCUCCGAACCCACCUGUUGUGUACCAAGUAGGAGAUAAUCCUACUGCCGGUCUAUCUACUCCCAGCCCAUUAUCGAGAGAUUCAAAAAAUUGCAACAAUGUGCUCGCCUCUCGAGAUAGGCUUAAGGCUAUCUAUACAUUGAUUCUACAAUAA
Molecule: messenger RNA, 420 nt
Organism: Striga asiatica
Lineage: Eukaryota; Viridiplantae; Streptophyta; Magnoliopsida; Lamiales; Orobanchaceae
Source: the annotation of a GenBank genome assembly